Raphanus sativus (radish) is the source of this 752-nucleotide messenger RNA. Its product is annotated as peptidyl-prolyl cis-trans isomerase CYP22. The coding region runs from base 102 to 713 and encodes 203 amino acids. The record is from RefSeq and is a predicted model, not a curated record. The transcript is spliced from 7 exons. Gene Ontology annotation, biological process: protein peptidyl-prolyl isomerization. Gene Ontology annotation, molecular function: peptidyl-prolyl cis-trans isomerase activity. NCBI's taxonomy places the organism in Eukaryota, Viridiplantae, Streptophyta, Magnoliopsida, Brassicales, Brassicaceae. Gene Ontology annotation, cellular component: intracellular membrane-bounded organelle.
GAACACCUUGUCUUUAGAGCAGAAACAGAGAGAACGAACGGGAGAAGAAAGUAUCUUUCUUUCAUUCGAAGUCAGAGAGAGAGAGAAACAUUCGAGCUGCGAUGAGUUCUGGAGGAGGAGUAGGAGGAGGAAUCGUCGCUGGACCAACACCAUCAAGCGGCGGUGGGAACGUGGAGUGGCACGUCAGACCACCGAACCCUAAAAACCCAGUCGUCUUCUUCGACGUCUCCAUCGGUGGCAUCCCCGCGGGUCGUAUCAAGAUGGAGCUUUUCGCCGACAUUGCCCCCAAAACCGCUGAAAACUUCAGGCAGUUCUGUACCGGUGAACUCAGAAAGGCAGGGAAGCCACUUGGUUACAAGGAGUGUCAGUUUCACAGGGUCAUCAAGGACUUUAUGAUUCAGAGUGGUGAUUUUCUCAAGAAUGAUGGUAGUGGAUGCAUGUCAAUUUAUGGCCACAAGUUCGAUGAUGAGAGUUUUACUGCUAAACAUACUGGACCUGGACUUCUCUCCAUGGCAAAUAGUGGGCCAGACUCAAAUGGGUGCCAGUUCUUCAUCAGUUGUGCAAAAUGCGAGUGGCUUGACAACAAGCAUAUUGUCUUUGGGAGAGUGCUUGGAGAUGGUUUAUUGGUGGUGCGGAAGAUUGAGAACGUUGCCGUUGGACCAAACAACCGGCCCAAGCUUGCCGUUGUAAUUACCGAGUGUGGUGAGAUGUAAAAUGCUUUAGUCUUGAGCUUUUCUCACCAAAAAGAAAAA